AUGCCUAUGAAGGGUGUGCGACGUUUUGGAGUAUCAGGGAAGCUUAGCCCACGUUAUAUUGGACCGUUUGAGAUAUUGAGGAGAGUUGGAUCUUUGGCAUAUGAGUUAGCUUUACCACCUCAAUUGGCUCACGUUCAUAAUGUGUUCCAUGUAUCGAUGUUAAGGAAAUAUGUUCCCGAUCCACAGCAUGUGAUUGAUUAUCAGUCGCUUGAGGUUAGUGAGGAUGUGUCCUAUAAGGAGAUGCCCGUCAGUAUUUUGGAGCGCAAGGAAAAGAUUUUGAGGAACCGCUCAAUUCCACUUAUCAAAGUGCAAUGGCAGCGACACUCUCAAGACGAGGCAACUUGGGAGCUAGAGGAAGAAAUGCGACGCCGAUAUCCCUCCUUGUUCGAGUGA
Molecule: messenger RNA, 393 nt
Organism: Diospyros lotus (date-plum)
Lineage: Eukaryota; Viridiplantae; Streptophyta; Magnoliopsida; Ericales; Ebenaceae
Exons: 1
Coding region: 1-393 (130 amino acids)
Source: RefSeq, a predicted model, not a curated record